AUGAAUAAGAUGAAACGGACAAUCGACAAAUUCACAUCGAAAUUGGCUUCAAGAUAUCAUAAGAUCCUUCGUGUUCAAGCUGAAGGCAUGUACGGAAAAUGUGUGUGCUAUAUUGAAAAGAGUUCACGAUUGUCGGCGGAAUCUGGCCGAUUGCGUGUAUACAAGAUUGAGAUAAUAUUUUCGGAUCUUCUGCCUGUUAUGAAACAGGAUAUGGAGUAUGGUAUUGAGUUUUUUCAGAGACGCGCGAGCUCGGAAGGAUAUAUGUUCAAUAUCGAAGCGCACCUUAUGAGGCACAAUUCAAAGACUUCGAAGCCGAUCACUCUUGCGUCGCAGCCACCAGGAGUAAGUGAUGAAAAGGUUCAGAUGGAAGCUCGCACAUCUUGGCAUCUUGCCUCUGGGGAAUUGAGCGCUACAUUUGGAUUCAACCUCCGGAUCUCCAACCAAGAACCAGAAAUACUUCAAGAAGCCUCUGGGCAUCACAACAACGGUUGUGAUGUAGAUACGAACAAAAAGAAACCGACAAUCCUCUUCUCAGCUCAUGGAAAGAGUAUUAGGCUAUAA
Messenger RNA from Botrytis porri, 561 nucleotides. RefSeq lists its product as uncharacterized. The transcript has 4 exons. Bases 1 to 561 code for a protein of 186 amino acids. Lineage: Eukaryota; Fungi; Ascomycota; Leotiomycetes; Helotiales; Sclerotiniaceae. The record is from RefSeq and is a predicted model, not a curated record.